This is a messenger RNA of Notolabrus celidotus (New Zealand spotty), 2183 nucleotides long. It is a transcript of the gene svopl, whose product is annotated as SVOP-like. Gene Ontology annotation, biological process: transmembrane transport. Bases 181 to 1671 code for a protein of 496 amino acids. Gene Ontology annotation, molecular function: transmembrane transporter activity. The transcript has 16 exons. The record is from RefSeq and is a predicted model, not a curated record. NCBI's taxonomy places the organism in Eukaryota, Metazoa, Chordata, Actinopteri, Labriformes, Labridae.
CCCUCUCCUCCUCCCCCCUCUCCUCCUCCUCCCUCUCCUGCUUCCCGGUGACGCUCAUACACCUGGCCAGGUGAACAACACUCUCCGGCGGAAUCACCUUCUUCUGUGUCUCGUAAAAACAUCUCCAGCAGCAUCAGAAGACACAAACCUGACAUUUUCAUCAUCAAACCAUCUUCUGUGAUGGGUGAUGGAAUGAAGACGCAGCUGGUGAGCGCCAUAGACCUGCAGGAGGUGGAGCUGCAGGAGAAACCUGCAGACAAGCAGCAUGGUGUCAACAACAACCAUGACGAGACGUUCACUGUCGAAGAAGCUGUGGAAACUAUCGGCUUCGGUCGUUUUCACAUCCUGCUGUUCCUCAUCAUGGGCAGCACUAGCAUACUGGAGGCGAUGGAGAUCAUGCUGCUGGCGGUGGUGUCUCCGGAGAUUAGAUGUGAGUGGCAUCUAGAGGACUGGCAGGUCGCUCUGGUCUCCACGAUGGUGUUUCUGGGCUUCAUGAUGUGUGGAGUUUUAUCAGGAUACAUCGCUGAUCGAUACGGACGCUGGAAGGUUGUGUUCGCGGGCUUCGUGUGGAGCUCGUAUUUUUCUCUGCUCACGUCGUUCGCGCCGACGUACGGGUGGUUCAUCUUCCUGCGCAGCAUGGUGGGCUGCGGGGUCGCGGCAGUGUCACAGGGGUUUGUGUUAAAGACUGAGUUCAUCCCUGCAAAGUAUCGAGCCUACCUGCUGCCUCUGGCCUCUAUCUUCUGGAUGACGGGGUCUAUGCUGAUCAUCGUUCUGGGGAUGUUGUUGGUUCCGACUCUGGGCUGGAGGUGGAUGAUCCGUAUCUCCGUCGCCCCGAGCAUCAUCCUUAUCUUCCUUUUCAGGUUCAUACCUGAGUCGGCUCGUUAUAACGUGUCUGCGGGGAACAUCAAGGCGGCCGUCGACACUCUGCAGAUGAUCGCCAAAAUGAACAGAUCGUCUCUACCUCCAGGACGUCUAGCAGAGCCACCUGUGAGAGAGAGAGGCAACUGGAGGAUUCUGCUCAGUCCGUCGUACAGGAGGACGUCCAUUCUCCUCUGGUUUUCAUGGUUUGUGGCGUCCUUCGGAUACUAUGGCUCGGUGCUGAGCAGCUCCGAGCUGCUGGAGAAGAACUUGUUGUGUGUGAAGGACGCAGACUUAGAGCAUCAGGUCAAACACCGCCAUGAAGACGGGCUGUGUUACUGCAUCCCCUUUGCACUCAGCGACUACCAGACGCUGCUCAUCAGCUGCCUGGGAGAGGUCGCCUUGGUCCCUCUAAACAUCUGUCUUCUCAAUGUUCUUGGACGUAAGUUGACUCUGACGGUGCUGCAAACGCUGGCGGCCAUUUUGUUCAUGAUGCUCAAUAUCUGCACCACCAUGUUUGGUUUCACAGUUCUGCUGUUCCUUCUCCGGUCUCUGGUCUCCAUGAACUUUAAUGUGGUUUAUAUUUACACUGCAGAGGUUUAUCCAACGGCGGCUCGGUCUCUGGGGAUGGGUUUCUGUACGUCAUUCAGUCGUAUCGGGGGAAUGAUCGCUCCGUUCAUCGCUCAGGUGCUGAUGUCUCAGUCGGUGGUUUUGGCGCUCAGUCCGUUCACUGUGGUGUGUCUUAUCUGCGCUCUGGGGAACUUCCUAUUACCGAUUGAAACUAAAGGACGAGCUUUGCUGCAAAACUCCUGAGGACGUCUGUUAGUGUUAACCUGUGAAUAUGAUCAAGCUGCUCUGUGCUGUGAUCCACAGUCGGAGCUGAUUUAUUUAUGAAUGAACUGAGGAGGACUGGUCUGAAGGGGCCAGAGGUUGUCACUGUUCUUAUUUAACGUUAAUAAAACGUUUAAACAGUUUAAAAAGUUUUUGCUGAUUUGAUUUCAGUUUAAAUUAAUUUGUCUCAAACUUAUGAACUUUAUGUUUAUAAUAAUUUAAUAACACUCAUUGCAAUAAAUUAUAUUUCUAUGCUCAUGCUGUUUUUGCUCUCAUCACUGUAAUUGUUGUAAUGUAAUGACCUCAUUUGACCACCAGAGGGAGACUGUCUUCCUUACUGAGGGUUCAUCUGCUGCUUGUAUCUAACUGUAUAUGAAGAUUUUUAAUUAUUUUAUUUAAAUAACUUUUUUUAGUACAAUCAGGUUGUACUAAACUGAACUUUCCCUGUUCUGUAAGCACAUUUUUUUAUAAAUGAAAAUAAAGUGUUUUAUGAA